ACUGAGCACAGGUUGAAGUGUCCACACACACCCGGACAGACCCACUGUACGUGGGAUUCCUGUCCUGGGAGUCCAGGAAGAGGAACUUGACAGAGAAAGAGAGAGCCAAGUGUUUUCUGCCCUUUCAACUCAUUUCUGAUUUGACAGGAAAACAAUCGUGGAAAGCUCCAAAAUGUUUUUCAGAGUCCCCAGAUUGACUCCGGGCUACAUCCGGCUGCUGCAGACCCAGGCCUAUCAUAAUGUCGCUGUGGCACCCCCCGCUGAGAGGUCCAUGCCGGGCAUGGCGAUGCUGCUGGGGGCUGUGGGGAUCGGCUUGUGCGGCUACAGCGCCAGGCAGUUGGCCCUCUACCACCGGCCCUCCUCCAGAGUGCUGCAGUGGGUUGGUACCCACACUGAUGCCAGCAUGGUGGGCAAUAGGAUCCCCCUCCUGGACGUCAAUCGCAGGGGCGGUGCCUGCCAGGAGAUCCCACCUCCCAACUUUGUGGGACAGAAAGUCUUCUUGAAAUAAUAACCUUUGCUUGCUAGGUUUCAUAGAAUAACCAACGUCAUAGGUUGAGCUCCAGUAACUACACUUAAGCACGAUGAAAGAUUGUAGCUAUGCUGGCCCCAAGUGUGGCCCAUGUGCUCUCUGACAAAGUGCAAACUUCGAUACUAGCCUGACCUCAACCGUGAUGUUUGCGGAAAGUUGAACCUCUUCUAGUCAUGAUGAAUUCUGUAACACAAAAUAUAGAAAUAGUUGACAUGCUAUUUGAUGGUAUCAAUUACUCACUAAUAUUAGAGUCUUUAAUGCACUGAGAGGGCAUGAAGCAAUAUGAACGCGUAUGUAAUGAUGCUGGAACUUCCCAAAAACUGAAUGUAGCUUGAAGAAGCCACCAUGUUUAAUUUGAAGACAUUGUGUUUCUUAUUGAGGCUUGGUGUAAAAAUAGUCUGUUGCUUGGCAGUGCCCUCUGUACACAGAUGGUUGGCAACUCUAUCUAUGUGUCCCCCCCCACCCCCACCCACCCACCCUUCACUCCCCAGGCAGAGAGCCAUGUGUAAGUGCUUGGGCACCCCAUCUAUGCCUAAGUCUUUCACUUAUUUCUUCUGAGGAGAAGCAGGUGCCAUCCAUCAACAGGCCUCAGCUUUUGUUGGCGCGUUCUGGCCAUGGGCUGUCAAUCAUAAGACGCUGUGUUGGACAUGAAUGAGCGAUUUCCUGUGUUCCGAAAAAUGAAAUCCCCCCCCAAUGGUUUGGUCAGGGUGGAUUGAGACUAGAAGAGUGGAUGCACAGUUUUGUGGAUUGAAAAUAGUUAUUUGAGAUACCUGAGUCUGUCAUGUAAACAUUACUUUCACAACAGCACAAAUACACCUUACUGGAUUAUGAGACUUUAUUUACUUGCGGAUGGCAGGCAGGCAAUGCACUACAGUAGGAUUCCUCCUGGAUAAGCCUGUGUUCUCUCCAGGGAUUAACCCAGGUGGAAAAUCAUUCCUGGCACACAUACUCCUUCACCUAAUCUGGAAUUAGAGACAAUGACCCGUGAGAGGCAGACAGUCCCUGUGUGUCCUAACUUUGUACCAUUCCCCCUGCAGCGUCCACCAUUCUUCUCAUUGCCAUACGUAGCUGUAUUUAUUAUAGGAUUUGUGUUAACACCAAAAUUGAAGUAGUGCAAAGGGCACUUGAGAUUUGGCGUGACGCUGAGUGUGGUUGAGAAUGCGUGCUGUGCCUUAUGGAGAGCACAGGGUCAAACUGUCAUUAUCUUGAAUUUGAAUAUUUGAAAAUCUACCCCAUGUAGAUUUUGUGUUUGUUAUGCUGGGGAUGUCAGUGCGAAGUUUUCAAAGGGAGAGUUUCAUUUUUUAAGAAGGAUUCUGGAAAUCGCGAAUAAGGAGGAUGGUGAUUUGUUUUGUUUUGGUGAUUUAAGUUAAGUGUUUCAUCCCUUAGAGGUCAGCCAGGCCCUGCAAUCCAAUGUUCCAUUGUUUAAAAGCCAUCCUUGCCCGCCUGCCAAAUUGACCAGCGGCUAGUUGUGGCAGGUUGGGAGCUUUUAGAGCCCCAAUAGUGGCCCUCCAGAAACUUAGCACAGUAGGUCACUAACAAAAUGGUUGUAAGCCACUUACUAGAGGAGGCUAAUGGCUCCAACUGGCAUCAGACACCGAAUGAACAAUUGGUCACCUUGCUCUGGACAGAAACUGACCAUUUCAUAAUGGGAUUGUGAUGGUCUCAAAACAACAGGAUACUCAUACCAUAUACACCUGAAGUAAAAAUGCAGGGUAAAUUGGGACUUUUAUGACAGACAGAUUCAGAUAGAUGUGCUGUAUAACUCCAUUAAUCUUGACCUGUUCUUUAAACCAAAACUGAAAGUAUCUGGGACGCCGGCACAAACUGCAUUUGAUGGUUCUUUUCAGGCAUUGGAGGCUUUGUAAUGCACCUGGCUGCUUCUGGUUGAUUCUCUUUAUAUACUGCAGUGGUGCACAGUGAGCACAGAGCACUGUGAAAACCUAUUGAUCUCAAUCAGAGUGUGAGGGAGUGCAUGUCGCCUCACUGCAGCAAAUGUCCCGUUUCACUAAGCAUUGUGCAGCGAAUGAGGGAGCACUGCCAAUACAAUGCACUGACAAAAAAAAAAGAAGGAAUAUCUGAAAAUGUGUUUGCUUUUGGAAUACAAUACAAUUAAUCUGUUAGCUUGUGGGGUGUCUGUCACAUCAGUGCUCAUUUAUUUCAGUCUGGAAAGGUCUGCAAAUUAAAAUUCAGCUGUGCCCAAUAAAGGCGAGAAUUGUUCCGUUAGUAGUGUGAUUUAUAUGUAAUGAAAAGAUUUUGGAAGAGUUUGAUGAAAUAAAAGCAUUUGGCAAA
Molecule: messenger RNA, 2818 nt
Organism: Gymnodraco acuticeps
Lineage: Eukaryota; Metazoa; Chordata; Actinopteri; Perciformes; Bathydraconidae
Exons: 2
Coding region: 173-508 (111 amino acids)
Source: RefSeq, a predicted model, not a curated record